AUGCCUGCUAAUGAGGAAAAGCAGCUGGUACCUAGCAUAGCUCAGCGCAAGUGCCUGUUAAAAGUUUUUGAUGCGCUUGAGCGGUUCAUCCGUGAUUACGAUCAUGAUCGCGACAGUUUCCAGUUGUGUGUGCGGAUUGAUUCACUGGACAAGGUGAACGAAACCUUCGCGGAGUGUCAGAGUGUGAUCGAGAAGCUGGAUGCACCAGAGGCUCUGGAUGAGCACAUCGAUGAACGCGUUGAAUUCGAGCAACGGUACUGCAAGGCAAAGGGUUUCCUUCUCUCAAAGCGCGCCGGGGAUCCUAACCAGUCGGCAUUGAACGAUUCGAUACACGCUCCACAGCAACAUCAAGCAAACUUCUACCUCCAUCUGCCAAAAAUCGACCUACCGAAGUUCAAUGGGGACUUUUCACGUUGGAUUUCGUUCCGGGACACGUUUACAUCGAUGAUCCACGUGAACGGCGAUAUUCCCACAGUCGCCAAGCUUCAAUACCUUCUCCAAUCUCUCGAGAGUAGCGCCAAGAAACCCUUCGAAUCGGUCGAUAUCGCCGCCGAUAGCUACGCUACAACUUGGGACGCUAUUCUGAAGAGGUACGAUAACCGAAAAUACCUCAAGAAGCAACUCUUCAAGGCGCUGUACAAGUUGCCCGCAUUGAAGCAGGAGUGUGCAACACGCAUCCACGGUUUGGUCGACGAUUUUCAACGUCAUGUUCGCGCCCUAGCCAAACUGGGCGAACCGGUGGAAUAUAGGGAUUUGCCACUCAUCUACCUGCUCUCGUAUAAGCUGGAUCACGCCACACUACGCGCCUGA
Molecule: messenger RNA, 810 nt
Organism: Armigeres subalbatus
Lineage: Eukaryota; Metazoa; Arthropoda; Insecta; Diptera; Culicidae
Exons: 1
Coding region: 1-810 (269 amino acids)
Source: RefSeq, a predicted model, not a curated record